Molecule: messenger RNA, 1192 nt
Organism: Toxoplasma gondii ME49
Lineage: Eukaryota; Apicomplexa; Conoidasida; Eucoccidiorida; Sarcocystidae
Gene: SRS30C
Product: SAG-related sequence SRS30C
Exons: 1
Coding region: 68-1192 (374 amino acids)
Cellular component (GO): membrane
Source: RefSeq, a predicted model, not a curated record
UUUUUUUCAGUAUUGACGGACUGGUUUAACCCUUGUGGAAAGUGUGAGCCAUUGUGUUUGUUCCAAAAUGGGAAAUUCUUCUUGUGUGCGCUGUCCAGGAUCGGUGACCCCCUGCAGGGGGUCGCAAUUUUUCCGGGGGCUUGGACUGCGGAUGGGACUAACCGUUUUGGCGUUGUUUGUGAGCACUUUUGUGCGCUCUGGCUAUGUCUCUUUUGCAGUAUAUGCGAAGGCGCAGGGUGGAGAAACACCCCCCUCUGAUCCAACGUGUGUGGUUGAAGGAGCUGUGACGAAGUGCACUUGCAGAAACCAGACUGUACAGAACCCAGACGUUACGGCGAUCGUCUCGGAGCAACAAAAUGGUCUGCAGAUUAGCUGCAACGCUACACACUUAAAAUGCGCCCCUGACAAUCUACAGGACAACACAGUCUGUCCUGUGACCAUAACGUCACUCUACGAAUGCAAACAAACUGCGGUCAAAACCGUUACAUCUGUAGAUAUCAACUCCCUUCUUAAUGGUUCCCCAUCUCUACAGUGGCAGAAUGGCGACAGUGUCCCGGACUUUACCUCUAAGAAACUGACCAUUCCGCCUGAAAAUUUCCCCUUCGUGGACGAAAAAUUCAUUGUGGGUUGCAUAGAAGAAGGCAAAAAGGAUAGCAUGAAGGUGGCGGUGACUCUUCAGGCGAGAGCCAGUGCGACGAAGGAGCAAACCGUUACAUGUGCCUUCGGAGUAAAUAGCAACAAAGUACACCAAACCGUCACUCUCUCUCCUGAGAAGAACAGCUUCACUCUCGUAUGCGGUACCGCAGGACAAGUUCUGCCCACUAAAUUUGAUGAAAACUAUUGUGUCACGGCAGAUAAAACGGAUGCGGCAGACUCUUGCACGGAGGCGUACGGGGGCAUUUUACCGAAUUACGAGAAGACGUGGUGGAUGAAAAGCUCCAACGCCAACGAGUACACGUUCAAGAUUCCAGAUGACCAGUUCCCACCAGAGGAGCAGAAGAUUACAGUUGGCUGCCAAAAGAAAAAAAUCAGCGACCCCAACAACCAGACCUCGAGGAGCAACGAGAAGGACUCGAGUGUGUGCACAGUUGAUGUGACGAUUGCGCCCUCUGCAGCUUCGUCUGCCUCCGUGAGUGCCAUGGCUAUUCUGUUGCUCUCCUCUGUGGGGAUAGUCUCGUCAAUUGUUUUGUAG